AUGACUCAAGAGGAAUCUAAUUAUUCAACUUCUCAAUUACAUGAUGGUCCAUCUUAUUUUAAACCAUUGGUUGAUAAGAUUGAACCAUUUCAAUGUAAAUUGAAGAAUUCUAAUACUGUGGCUACUGCAUUCCCAGUAUUUAAUCAUUCUCAAAUUCCUGAUUCACUUAUUGAAUUCUUACAAAAUGAAUUCAAUAAAGAAAUUGAAAGAGGUGAUACUUACCCACAAGAUAAACCUCUAUCAAAGGAAGAAUUCAUAGAAUAUUGGUUUCACUCUUUUACAGUCAUCUUCUUGGAAACCGAUAAAUUAAUGAUUCCUAAUAAUAUCAAUCAACCAGAUGAUUGGUCAAAAUUGGUUCUAGGUACUUUUUAUAUUAAACCAAAUUAUAUGCCACGUUGUUCUCAUAAUUGUAACGCAGGUUUCUUGGUUAAUUACGCUCAUAGAGGUAAAAAAGUUGGUCAUAGAUUAGGUCAAAUUUAUUUGAAAUGGGCACCUUUAUUAGGUUACAAGUAUUCUGUCUACAAUUUGGUCUUUGUUACUAAUGUGGCAAGUGCUAGAAUCUGGGAUAAUUUGAAGUUUGAUAGAAUUGGAUUAGUACCAAAAGCUGCAGUUUUAAAAGGCCACGAUGAACGCAUAGAUGCUAUCAUCUUUGGUAAAGAUCUAACAAACAUUGAACCAGAGUUAUUCGAUGAUUUGAUUCAAGCUUGA
Maudiozyma saulgeensis is the source of this 708-nucleotide messenger RNA. NCBI's taxonomy places the organism in Eukaryota, Fungi, Ascomycota, Saccharomycetes, Saccharomycetales, Saccharomycetaceae. The record is from the annotation of a GenBank genome assembly.